AUGGCCGAUUCCAGCGAGAAGGCACCGUCUUCGGACGCGACCAACGUUGAUGAAUUCAAUGGGCACUUUAGCUCUGGUGAAUCCGCGCCGGACACCUCAAAGGAAAUUGUGCCGGUUGAAGAUGAGCGAGACAAGUACCGCAAAAUCCAUGGCAUUAAAUGGUCUCUGGCUGUGUUGGCCAUUUUCUCGUCUGUCUUUCUCUUCGGCUUGGAUACCACUGCAGUUGCGGAUAUUUCCCCCGCGAUGAUCAGUCGUUUCGGUCAUGCAGAUUUGCUCCCCUGGUUGAGUUCUGGCUAUGCAUUGGGGGCCAUGAACAUUCUUCCUUGGGGAAAGUCAUUCGGUGUCUUUAACCUGAAGUGGACAUAUAUUCUUACGGUUGGCCUGUUUGAGGUGGGGAGUGCCAUUUGUGGUGCGGCGCCGAAUAUGACGGCCCUGAUCAUCGGACGAGUGAUUGCUGGAAUUGGAGGAUCGGGCAUGUAUCUCGGUUGCAUCACAUACCUCGCUAUGACCACUAGCCCUCGCGAAGGUCCGCAUUAUAUCGGUCUAGUUGGCUUUGUAUGGGGCAUUGGGACUGUCCUCGGCCCGAUUGUCGGUGGCGCAUUCGCAGAUAGCUCAGCAGGUUGGCGCUGGACUUUCUACAUCAACCUUUUGAUCGCUGCCCUGUUUGCCCCCAUUUACUUCUUCCUUCUCCCUAAUAUCGACGCGCAGCCAACAGCGACUUUACUUGAGAAGCACAAGCAAGUGGACUGGGUAUCCAUCAUUUUUCUAAAUGGAUUCGUUGCAUGCUUUGUCAUGGCCAUCAACUUUGGAGGUGCUGUUUAUGAUUGGGGAUCUGCUCAGGAAAUCGUUCUCUGGGUCAUGACGGCUGUCAUGUGCAUUGGAUUUGUCCUGGUACAGUAUUUCCAUCCGCUUGUGAAAAAGGAGCAGGUUCUCUUCCCUAGUCAUCUGCUGAAGAGUCCCCUGAUGUUUAACCUGUCCAUUCAAAUGUUUUUAUCAUCCGGUGUGCUACAAGGCGCCAUCUACUACAUUCCAUUGUACUUUGAAUUUGCGAAGGGCGAUAAAGCACUCGAUGCCGCCGUACGGCUUCUACCUUACGUUUUCAUGCUUGUCGCUGGCUGCUUGAUCAACGCUGCUCUUAUGGUUCGAUUUGGAUACUACAUGCCCUGGUACUUCGGGGGUGGCGCGUUGGUAGUAAUCAGCUCAGCAUUGAUGUGCACCGUCAAUGCGAAUACCUCCAACUCUACCAUUUACGGAUACACUGUGUUGUUGGGAAUCGGCGUCGGCGCCUACUGCCAAGCCAGCUACAGUGUAUCCCAGCAGUUGGUUCCAAUGACCGAGUUGACUAAUGUUGUUGGCUUGAUGAGUAUAUCGCAAUUCCUUGGAAUUCUGUUCUUCUUGGCGAUCAUGGGAACAUCCUACCAGAAUUUGGUCAUUGAGAAGAUCCACAAGCUUUUGCCCAGUGCUAGCGAUUCCGAAGUUCGUCAGUUUAUUGCUGGAACCAGCUCCAGCCUCAGCGACAGCUUGACAAGCUCCCAGUCCGUCGCCGUCAUUAAUGCUAUCAUCGUGGCCAUGCGAUCCGUGUGGAUCUUACUUGCUGUUGCAGGUGGCAUUUGUGUGGUGUUGUCUCUUUUCCUGGGGAAAGACAAGUUAUUCACCAAGGGCGCCAAAGGAACAGCCAUCGCAGCAUAA
Molecule: messenger RNA, 1689 nt
Organism: Penicillium verhagenii
Lineage: Eukaryota; Fungi; Ascomycota; Eurotiomycetes; Eurotiales; Aspergillaceae
Exons: 10
Coding region: 1-1689 (562 amino acids)
Biological process (GO): transmembrane transport
Molecular function (GO): transmembrane transporter activity
Source: RefSeq, a predicted model, not a curated record